CAGAAUCUCAAAGUAAAGCUAGACAUGGGAGUACUAAGAACACUUCCUGUGACACCUCCGCAUGGAAACUUCCUUUCAAAUUUUGGAGCUGCAGAGAGUUUAUCUAAAUCCAACUUCAAGUUCAGCAAAAAGUCCCAGUUCAGAGUUUUGGCUAAAACAGAAAAGGGUGGGAAGGAAGAUGAAGAAGAGCCGAAGAAGAGGAAACAAUCACUGUUUAGCAGUGUAACGGAAGCUCUUGAUUUCUCGCAAACUAGGUCUGAAGAAGACGCUCUACUUCUCGAAGAUGCAAGACAGGCCACCAAGUCUGGAGAAAAGAUGUCAAGGGAACAGUAUGCGGCUCUCAGAAGGAAAAUUGGAGGCACUUACAAGGAUUUCUUCAAAUCCUAUGUUGAAGUGGACGGACAAUAUGUGGAAGAAGGGUGGGUUGACAAAACGUGCAAGGUGUGCAAGAAGGACACAGGCGGCGAGGCGAGGCAAGUGGACAAGAUGGGAAGAUACGUUCAUGUGGCGUGUUUGGAGAAGCAGAAAUCCGGCAACUUCUUUACCAGACUUUUCUCAAGCUGAUGAUGAAGAGUAGGUUAAAUGUUUGGAGUGAAUUGUUUCCAAACGUUUCAUUGUGGGAGUUGUUUUGUAUAUCAGAUACAUCAGAUCCUAACUGAUGAUAUCAACAUUUUUAGUUAUAAUAUCAAAGAAAUAGCUUUGUUAGAGUUUGAAUGAAAUUUAUGAGCUGAAAUACCAGGCUCACAUUAGAUAUU
This is a messenger RNA of Fragaria vesca subsp. vesca, 755 nucleotides long. RefSeq lists its product as uncharacterized. NCBI's taxonomy places the organism in Eukaryota, Viridiplantae, Streptophyta, Magnoliopsida, Rosales, Rosaceae. The record is from RefSeq and is a predicted model, not a curated record. Gene Ontology annotation, biological process: chloroplast organization; positive regulation of DNA-templated transcription. The coding region runs from base 25 to 564 and encodes 179 amino acids. The transcript is spliced from 3 exons.